This is a messenger RNA of Gambusia affinis (western mosquitofish), 13990 nucleotides long. RefSeq names its product trinucleotide repeat containing 18 (gene tnrc18). The record is from RefSeq and is a predicted model, not a curated record. NCBI's taxonomy places the organism in Eukaryota, Metazoa, Chordata, Actinopteri, Cyprinodontiformes, Poeciliidae. Gene Ontology annotation, molecular function: chromatin binding.
GGGCGGGGCUUGUGAAACAAUGCUGUGUUUCAUUGCUGAGGAGGACGCGUCAGGGGUUUUCUCUCCCCACCGAGUUAUUCCCCCCCAGUUUACCUUCGGACCAGCCUGUAAUGGACUACUCCAGUUUUUCCAGCGGCCUGGAUGAAUUUUGAGAAAGGUCAGCAGUAUGGCUGAGAAGGAGUCCGAAUCGCCUGGGAAACUAAAGACACUAUUAUAGCCAGAAUUGGCUUCUAUUAUUAUUAUUUUUAAAUUUCCUGGACCUAUCCGAACGGACGCAUUUUUCUGCAACAACUUUCCCAUCUGUGGAUAAUGGAUGGCAGAGAUUUCGGUCCUCCUCGAUCCGUCCACGUCCCCCCGCCGCUGCUGGCGGGGCUCGCCAUGGAGCCUCACCGACUCGGAGCAGCGGCGGCGGCCGGGAGGAUCCAUCCCUCGCCCGGCCACUUGGGCGCGAGCCACCCGCCGCCUCUCCACUCCGGGAAAUUUCUCCCAUCGGCCAUUAACCUACAUUCACACCACGGUGAGGCCUUCCCGACAAGCUCCGGUCCCUUCCUGUCAGGUUACCCAGGCCCCUCCUCAUUGACCUCUGACCCCGCGUAUAGGUCGGCCAAUCCCAGCGGUCUGCAGAUGGCUCAGCUCUGGGCGUCGCACGCUCACGAAGGCUACCCUCCCCUCCCAAGCAGCCUUUACUCCAGUCCCUACUUGUCUCUGGGCCGCCUGGAGACGUCCUCGCUCUCCCAGCAUCCUCUCUAUGAUCCUCACAAAGAUGGAUACUUCCUGACGUCCUCAUUGAGCCAAUCACCUCUGCACCCUCCAUCUGCGUCCUCGGCCGCCCCUUCCAGCGCCACGCCUCCCCAGAGGACGUCCCGGGACGGGGUCAGGGACAGGACGUAUCGGACAGAGAGGGAGCGGCUGCGCGAAGAGCCGCGGCCGCACAGCGUGGUGGACCUGACGCAGGAGACGCGAGGCGAGGACGACCGCAAGGCGAGCAGAGACCGGGACCGAGACAAGGACCAUGAGACGGACAGAGAGAGGGACGGUUGGUCCUUCCAUCCUCACCAGCAAAAGUUACACUCCUCCCACCCUUUGGCGGUGGAAAACCGAUCCAGACUGUCGCCUCCACAACCCUCUUUCCCUCUCAGUGAGGGCCGGUUCCUCGGUUCUGAGAAAGACCGAAGGGGUCGGGAAGAGGAGGGCGCUUCUCGACCCCACCACUGCCAGAACUCCAACAACUCCACCUCUCUUUCCGAGCGACAGCGGAGGAACGAGUCCGUGGCCACGGCGGCUGGGACCCUGCACGGCUCCUACGUCCUCCCCCCGCCGUUACAGCAGCCCGGCGCCGGUCUUCCCCACCUCCCCACACCCAGAGAGCAGCGAGUCAGCGCGCCCACGUAUGUGCCUUCUGUGGAGGUUUACGAUGAGCGGGUAGGGCCCAUCCAGAUCGCUUCACAGGCCCGGGACAACAAACACAGAGACAGAGAGGUUGAACGAGACAGGGACAGGGACAGAGACAGAGACAGGUCUCACGAGAAAAGCCUCAUGGAGCAUCCUCGGCUCUCCCAGUCAAGCGAAACGAGCAAUCAAAGAGAAGAAGGUUCCGUCAUUUGCUCCAACGGUUCUCUCAGUAAACGAAGCCAGGACGCAUCUUUCUCCUCAGGCCGAUCACGCUUCAGUCCAGAAACCAGGGACCUAUCCAAACACUCGCUCAGAGUCGGCAUCGGGUCAGAGUCUAAGUGGAACGCCAUGACCCCGUCGGCCCACUACGCCACCAAUCACAUGGCCGCUUUGGCGGCCCAGCACAGUCACAAUCUCUCCGCUCCCCACAGCCAGCCAUCGCAGACGCAGAAGUCCAGUUCCCCCCACUCGUCGCAUCGACCCAGCAGCUCGCAGUCCUCCCACAGUCACUCGCCACAAACGCACGGACAUGGGCGCGCGGCCGAGGAUGGCAGCCAGAGGCGCUACCUGGACCAGUCGGGGCUUUUUCGGCCUGCAGCGUCCACCGGUGGAGAACACCCGGACUCGGCGGAGGUUUCGGCCAUGCAGAGUUUGAUUAAAUACAGCGGGAACUUUGCCGCCGAGGGGCCCACGUCUUCCAGGCACAUCAUCGACGGGAGGGGGCCUUUCGGCGGUCUGGGGAACAUGGUGACGGGUGCCGAGAGGGAAAAGGAAAGGGAUCGGGACAAGGAACGAGCGCUGAGGGUCCCUCCUCAGCUGAAGAGGGAACAGGAGCGGCCAGACAGCGCCCGCUCCUUCGGCAGAGAGGGCGAGGGCGAGGUGCGACACCCUCCUGUCGGGAUCGCCGUUGCUGUGGCACGGCAGAGAGACAGCGGGAGCUCCAGUAAGCAAACCAGCGGAGGCUCCGACACACAGAGACCCCUGCUGCAAACGGCUAUCAAAGACGAGGAUCGAGGGGAAGAGCGCGCUCGCCACCACGAUGACCGACUGCUGGCCGGCCGGCUGGAACGAGAGCAAGAGAAAGUCAUCAGAGAGUCCAAGAAUCACCCUGAGUUCACUCAGAUGGGCCCCGGCCCGCUGUCCGGCGGCCUGACACCUAGCAUGAUGACGCCCAGCCUCAUGACCCCCAACCUCAUGGUCACAGGAGGGGCUGCUCUCGCAGGGGCAGGGCGGUGGCCUCCCGACCCCUCAACCCUGACCUCUCACCCCUGGAUGCCGCGGCCCGGAGCCCCUCCAGUCUGGCUCUCCGGCUCUCCAUACGGCCUGGGUCCCUCCCCGCUCCACCAGACCCUCCCCCCGGGCUACCCGCCCUCUCUGCCGGGCUCCAUGCCUCCUCCCUACCAGUUCGCCAGGGACCCGCAGUCUGGCCAGCUAAUCGUCAUCCCCACUGAACACCUGCCGCAUUACGCAGGAGGCGACGUGCUGGAGCGCGGCGCCCCGGUGUGGUCGAGCGUGUACGGGCCGAGCAGUUCGCUGCAGCACGCGGCGCAGCUGCAGCUGCUGUCCCAGCAUCAGAUGCUGCGGCAGCAGGAGCUGUUCAUGAUCCAGCAGCACACGGCGCAGGUCCUGGAGCUGCAGAGGAACGCGCAGAUCGUCGAGCGCCUGAAGGCCAGUGAGCACCGGCCGGAGAUCGAAGACAAAGUCGACAAGCGGAACGCCGACCUGAAAACCCGACCCUCCUCCAUAUCCUCGCCGUCGCCCUCACCUGUGCUCCAUCCUCGCAAGCCCCGUCCUCCCUCCCGAUCUCCAACGCCGUCCACGUCCUCCCUCACCCCUCUGCCUCCGACCCCCUCCCCGGUGACCACGCUGAAGUCGGAGGGAGGACACAGAGUCCUGUCUCACGCACCGAAGCUCCUGCCUCACCCGACGUCUCCACGCUCGGCCUCUCCGCCCCCGUCCUCGCCGCGGCGACCCAAACAGGAGGACGGGGAGGCGGGAGUGAGGGAGCAGAGAAAAAAGUCGACCUCCACACCCUUUGAAGACAUCUAUUCUGAUCUGCCUCCAGGUUAUGCUUACCAAUCCAUCACUGCGCCGUUCGGAUCCUUCCCGCCUUAUCACGUCCCGGCAUCGGCAGCUGAAAACCCGGAGGCACAUCGAUCCUGCUCUCCCCCUGCCGCUGAUCCUUUAGCUUCGUCUCACCACGAUUCCAGGGCUUUGGAUGCAGAGAUCAAGCCCCAGAGCCUGGAGUCCCCGAAGGCGCGGUCUUUCCUUAAACGGGAGCCCUGCGAGGAGCUCCCUCAGCCGGAUCUGAGCCGCACCACCGACCGGGCCACCGAGGACGACGAGGUGGACAGGCAAGCCCCAAAAACUCCCAGUCCUCUGAUUCCACCAGGUGAAAACCAGCGAGAAGUGAGGAAGGAAGAGAAGAACAACGGCGAGAUUAAGACGGAAACGUCGUCCAACGCCUGUCAGGCGGUGGAGGCCUCGCCCUCUGCUCCUGCAGAAGACGAGCCCAAACCAGAACUUAUCCAGGAAGCAGAACUGGCACCAUAUCACCAAUCCAUCUCUGCAGAGUCAGACAAUCAAGAAGCGCCUCAGAUGUGUGUGUCGUCAGACCAGACGGCCGUGUGUGAACAGGUUCCGCCCGACGACGCCUCCGACUCCUUUCCUCCUUGCCUGGAGGAAAUUACCCACGAGCCUCCCGUCCUCGGCUCCCCGCUCCCGCUGCUCAUCCGCUCAGAGGACCCCAUGGGGGGCAUGCUGGCCCUGCUGACGGCCAGCGAGUUGGCCCAAGCCCGGCCCAGAACCCCACCCACCCUGACGCUCGAAGGCCAGGUGGAGGAUCCCACUUUUGCUUCCGCCUGCAGCAGCGCCGCCGCUCUGGAGAUGGUGGCUCUGGAAGGCAUGGCCCUCCUCGGCCAGAUGGCUCACAACGAGGCGGAGCUUGUUUUCCGCACACAAGAUCUCACAUUAGACAGCCUGGACUGUCUUCUUGAAGCGAGCAGACACGUUUUACUGGAGGCAAUAGAAAAGCAGUCCCACAUCGAUCUGCCGAGAACUCUGGACCCCGACAAGAAGUACAGCUGGAGGCAGAGGAAGGAAGAGCCGCUGUACAGCAAGAUGGCGGUGGACAUGUUGGACGCCGUCGAGGUGGAAUACCGUGUCCGCCUGGCCGAGUUGCAGAAGACGUACAAGGAGAAGCAAAGGGAGAUGAGCAAACUGCAGCGACGCAGGGACAAGAGAGAGAGGCAGCAGCAGGAGGACGAGAGGAGGAGUCUCACCAGGCGUGGCAGAGGACGACCCAGGAAAAGGAAACAUCUGCCCACAACUACCAAACAGGACAGCAGGCCUGGAAAGGCGGGUCGAACAGUGCAAUACUCUGAGGACUCUGAAGCAGGGGAAGGACAGGGGAAGAGGUUCCGACUGUCCAGAGACGACGAGGACACGGAAACCGGAACUGGAGGAGAGAAGAAGAAGAAGAAGAAAAAGAAGAAGAGCUGGAACGACCAGGAGCCGUCCAGCGCUCACGUUCUAGAGGCCAUGAAAGCGAAGCGCGGUCACCUGUGUGAGCAGGAGCAGCUGGCCUCCGACCUCGACAGAGCGCUGUCGCUCUCGCAGCUCGGCUCCCUCGGCGGCCCUCGCAAGCUCACCUCCGGCUCCAGGUCGGACAAGUCAAAGGACAGAUGCUCCGAAAGCGGGCUGAAGGAGCGAGGCGCUCUCUCCUCCGUCAAAGCCGGGAAGCUCAAGAUGGCCACCAAAGCUUCAGCUGCCGAGACCGUCCGAAAGGUGAAAGGUCAGAAGAAGUCCAUGUUUUCUCCGGUGAGAUCGGAGAUCAGCAGCUGCUCCAACAAUUCAGACUCAGAGGAGCUCGUCUCUUCUCGAGGACGCUGGCUUCCUCACUCGGGGACGCGUCCCCACGACGGCUCGUCCAGAAAGAGGCGCUCGGCGGCGUCGCCGACCUCCCUGCUGCCCGCCCAGAAAUCAUCGAGGAAGAAACACAAGCACUUAUCCCUGCUGCUGGAGGAGGCGGGCCUCAGCUCCUCCGACGACGACUCCUUCGACCAAGAGACCUCAGAGGAUGAAGAAGAGGAUGAGUCGGAUUCGGACGAUGAUGACGGCGAUGAGGAUGAUGGCGGCUGUGAGGAGAGCGGACUGGGUCUGCUGGCCAGGUUUGCGGCCAGCGCCCUCCCUGUCAGCCCGCCCCAGUUGAGCCUCGUCCAUGACGGAAAACACUGUAGCGGCAGGCAGAGCAUGCUGGGUUCACCCGAGUGCGAGUGGUCCGAUUCCGGCUCGGACUUGAGGCAGAGGAAGUUUCCCUCCCUCCUGCACGGGCGGCGCUCCGCCCCCGAGCUCCCCCACCUGCCGCCGGCGACCCGCCGAGGCGACCAGCCCAGCCCCACCAAGCGAGACGAAGCACUGCCGGUCAAGCGAAAGCCUCUGACGAAAGCCCGCCCCUCGCCUCGAUCUCCGCGGAGAUUCAGCUUCGACCUCUCCGCCGGCGUCGGGGGCUUCAGCGAGGACGAGGGCUGGAACCGGCGGCGCAGCGAGCGGAUCUUCCUCCACGACGCCAGUCAGAUGUCCGUGUCGACGUCUUCCUCCACCAGUCAGAGCUCCUCAUCCUCCGCCUCCGCUCCGCCUCUCACCCCGAAGCCGUCCUCCAAACCGAAAACCCCUCCUGCGGUCCGAGAGGGAAAAGACAUGAUAAAAAAAAAGAAGCAGAAGGACCCUUCUGUGCCGGUCAGCCCGUCCACUUUGUGCAGUCCUGUCUCUGAUGGGCCAGCGCCUCUAAGCCCGGCACAUAAAAGCCAAUCUAAAGGCAAAAACAAAGCAAGGGAGCCGUCCAGGGGCGCCGUGAGCCGGCUGAUGGAGAGCAUGGCGGCAGACGAAGACUUCGAGCCGAACCAGGACAGCAGCUUCAGCGAAGAUGAGCUCCUCCCGCCACGAAACAGCAGCGUCUCCGAGAGGUCGUCCACACCCGCUCCAGUGCAGUGCGUGUUGGAUAAGGACUCCCUGGUGGACGGGCUCAGAGUUCUGAUCCCGAUGGACGACCAGCUUCUCUACGCAGGACACGUCAACACCGUACACUCCCCUGACAUAUACAGUGUGGUGGUGGAGGGGGAGCGAGGCAACCGACCGCACAUCUACUGCUUGGAACAACUGCUGCAGGAAGCUAUAAUCGACGUAAAGCCUCCGUCCGUGCGUUACCUCCCAGAGGGCACCCGGAUCGCCGCCUACUGGAGCCAGCAGUACCGCUGCCUUUACCCUGGAACCGUCGUCAACGGAAGCUCAGACAUCGAUGAGAACGACGAUCUGAUCACAGUUGAGUUUGACGACGGCGACACCGGACGCAUCCCGCUCUCCCACAUCAGGCUGCUGCCGCCGGACUACAAGAUCCACUGCGCAGAGCCGUCCCCUGCGCUGCUCGUGGCCGGCCCGUCCAGGAGGAGAGUGCGCAAAUGCAGCAAGGAGGUGGGAGCAAAGCCAGAGGAGACCACGCCCAGGAUCAAAGGGAAACCGGGCCGCAAGCCAAAACCCAAACCAGACGCCUCCAUAAAUCAAGACGGUCGGGAGAAAGCUGAUCCUCCACCCCCCUCCACCCAGUCCGCUGAGAGACCUCCAGCUCCAGCAAAACCGGCCCAGGACAGAACCUCCUCUGUCCAGAAAACUGCUCAGGAAAAGCCCCGCCCCGCGUCCCGACCCACCAUGGCCACGCCGGCCAAACCCGACCGAAAGAACUCCGCUGCGUCCUCCGCGAGCAGCCCCACUCUGCCCAGUCCGGUGCCCCGGAAGAGUGGCACGGCCCAGUCUCCCGUUUCCAAGCCGUCCCGGGUCCUCCCCUCUUCUCUCUACCCCUCCACGUAUGGGAAGGUUCUGACGGUGGAUCUGUACAGCGAGCCCAAUUUGACCUCUUACACCAACCAGCGGCGAGACAAAGAGAGCAGCAGCUCCAUCAGCCCCACCGCCAGCAGGCCUGCGCCCAGGCAUUCGAUCACCGUUUCCUCCUCUGCACCCAAACCCGCCGCUGCGUCCACACCCAGACCCGCCUCCGUCUCCUCGUCCAAAAUGAAAUCGGAUCAUCAGAGCAGAUCCAGCCUCGGCUCCGGACCGAUCCCCAGCCCCAUCUCCAGGCUGCCGACCGGCAAACCCAGUUCGUCCCUGACCCCCAGACCAUCGUCGGCGUCACUGACACCAGCUGGCACGCCCAAACCCAAACUGAAGAUCCCAUCAUCUUCAGACCAGAUGUCCUCCAGACCCAUUUCCAGGUCCAAGCCCAUCUCUGGACAGAGGAAGUCCUUGUCCGCAGAGCCCCUCGUCAAGCUGGACCACGAAGGCGUCACUUCCCCGAAAACCAAAAAGACCAAGGCUUUGAUGUUGCUGGAGGGACGCGACAUCAGGCGUGACCACGCCCCUAUCGCCACUUCCUCGGCCAACCAGAAGCUACUGAAGGCGAAGAUGAGAGGCCCAGAGAGGGCGACCAGUCUGCCUGAGAGGGAGUCUGCCUACAAGACCUCAGUCCUGGCUAAGGACCAGCUGGGGAGUCGGGGGGCUGGAGCUAGAGGACAGGAAGUGGGCGCUAGAGAAGAGAAGGCUAAAAAAGAGGAACAAAAGAAGAUGAGAAUGAAGGAGGAGUCUCAGAGCAGCAGCAGCUCCGAGUCAGAGGAAGAAGGGGAAAAUGGGAAGGUGAAGAAGAAGAAGAAGAAAUGCACCUCUAGCUGCUCGUCCUCUUCUUCGUCCUGCUCUGGAUCCUCCUCUUCGUCUUCUUCUUCGUCGUCCUCGUCGUCUUCGUCGUCGACUGAUGACUCGUCCUGCAGUUCAGAUGAGGAGAGGACCCCUACGCCGCCGCCUGGACCCCUGCAGAAAACCCCUACACAGGACAAACCUAAAGACAACAUCAAAGAGGAGGAGGAGGAGGAGGUGAAAGAAGAGGUGGAAAUCAAAAUGGAGGAGGAAGAGUUAUCUCCUCACUCAGACUCUCCCUCCCCAUCGAGUCCUCCAGUCUCAGCCGCUCCGGCUCCCAGUAAACCUACAAAGCCCGCCACCGGGAAGGGCUCCGGACAGAGGGGCCGUCCACCGAAACCGAAGCCAAGCGGGGAAGAGGGAAAGGCGGGGAAGCCCAAGAGGAGAGAGGGGGUCCACCUGCCCACGACGAAGGAGCUGGCUAAACGUCAGAGGCUGCCCAGUGUGGAGAACAGACCCAAGAUCUCUGCCUUCCUCCCGGCCAGACAGCUCUGGAAGUGGUUUGGGAAACCCACUCAGAGACGCGGCAUGAAGGGGAAAGCCAAGAAGCUCUUCUACAAGGCCAUCAUGCGUGGCCGAGAGAUGAUCCGCAUCGGGGACUGCGCCGUGUUCCUGUCCGCCGGGCGGCCCAACUUGCCCUUCAUCGGCCGCAUCCAGAGCAUGUGGGAGUCCUGGGGCAGCAACAUGGUGGUCCGGGUCAACUGGUUCUACCAUCCAGAGGAGACGAACCCUGGCAAGAAACUCACCGAUAAGAAGAACUGGGAUCAGAUGUGCGGUCAGUCUUUACCAGCGGCUCUGCACUCUUCCAUCCAGAGGAAAGACUUCAUGGAGCGCGCCCUGUACCAGUCGUCCCACAGCGACGAGAACGACGUGCAGACCAUCAGCCACAAGUGUUUGGUGGUGAGCGUGGAGGAGUACGAGCAGAUGAUCCACACUCGCCGCUACGCCGACAGCGAGGACCUCUACUACCUGGCCGGCACCUACGAGCCCACGACCGGGAUGAUCUUCAACACGGACGGCGUUCCGGUCAUCUGCUAGACGAGCUACUGAAAACCAAAUCACGACGCGACCUCAUGGGGAGUUCGGCCCAAUCUGCGGUCUGAUCACUGAUGUUAAUGUUUGUUUUUGUUUGUUUUGUUUGUUUUUUUUCUGAUUUGGAACCGUGACUCCGUGAACUGAACCGCUCCCAUACCAUGAUACACUUCAACAAAAAGAGACUGUCGAGGACAGCUCUGACUAUGGAGAUGGGGAAACACUACAGACAGUAUUAAAAAACAAACAAACAAACAAUUUGAAAAACAAAGGACCGGUCUCCUGAAGCAUUUGCACACACAGACGUCGUUAUCCCACUCUGUUCUUGGGGGACAAAGGCAUGACUACUUCCUAUUGCGUGUAAAUAUCUCCCCUGCAGAAACAAACACAUACUGUAUGUAAACUCACACGUGUACAAACACAAUGUAAAUACUUCCCCUUAUGUAAGAGACGCAGGUAUCUAGAGGAAAGUGUAGGUGUUUUUAUUUUCGUGUGAUAGAUUUAUGUCAGAGUACUUUCUUUCUGAUGAGGUAAACAGUAAAGAAGCUUUAACGAACUGUGAAUGAUGAAACAGGAGGGGGGGGCACAUGCCUGUUGGCCCUGUAUGGGUGGUGGGGUAAAGCUGGUGUGAUGUUGUGAUUAUGAUGUUCCCGUGGUGAUGUUACAGUCCUGUUUCAGUCGUAUAAAUGUGUGUACAGAACAGCAGGAGCAACAGACGCAAAGAAAGAAAUGCACAGAGAGAUGAGAGGAAGACUCCUACCAUCGCAAUCCAACAGAAAGCACUUAGAAACACUUAAAAGUCUCGUUUCCUGAUAUUUAUCCCCCCGCAAAUCCCCCGCCGUCCUCCUGACAAUCGGAGCUCAGGGCGAAGCGUCCCUGCGCUGUUGAAAUUUGACUCCCUCGUUAACUCAGGCUAAGGAGAGGAAGAGAUGCAUCUUUGAAAGCACUUCUCUUUUUUUUUUCUUUUUCUUUUUUUUUUUCCUUUUUUGAGGGGUUGGGGGGGAUUUCUCUUUGUACAUGUGUACAAAUCCACACUGAAACACUCUAUGAAAGGACACCAGCUGCAGUCGGAGGAUCACAUUUACCCAUUUUUACACCCAUGUUCAGCAUUGCGUUUCUGCACUGCUGUAAAUUAGUAGGCAUGGGUUGGUAUCAGAUUCUCCUUGAGUAGAUAAAAAAAAAAAAGGUUUCACUUUAUUUAGCAAAAAUUUGUAAAACCCAAUAUAGCCGAUUUUAUUUAAAGCAGAAAAAAAGCAUUUAUUCCUGCUGUUUCUAAAACAGUAUAACCUGAGUGAACUCGGUCCCCCCACCUACUUCAAAUCAGACAAAUUUGUUGUCAAUAGUAUAAUAUAUGAACUUAUAAUUUUCUGUGACAUUUAUUACUUUGAUUUUAAUACUUAACCAAAAUAAAGAAUGAGAAAUCGCUGAAAUUUAGCUCUUUAAAAUAUUUUUGCAUCCCAUUUAGUUAUUUGUGGAGCACCACAAGUUUAAGAAGCUGAUAUGAGCUUUUUAACAACUUGGACUGUUUGGGUCGCUAGCCUGCAAUCUGCUGCUUUACAGCGGCAGCUUGUCAAGUGUAGCAUGACUUACAAACUAUCUGUGAGUGGCUUCUCAGCUCUCAAAAGAUUUUAUUUUCUUACAUUUUUCACCACAAAAGAGAGAAAUGUAGUCAUAUUCAGUAAAGUUUAUAACUCCAUCAUUACAUGACACAUUUAUAGAUAAGUUAAACUUGUUUUCAACUAUUUAUUUCUGGUAAGAUCAUUUUCUACCUAAAGCCGAUUAAAAAUCUAAGAUUACAAUAUUAAAUCAAACCAAUAAAGAGCAUUUUAAUACAGAAAUGUGAGUAAAGAACAGUAUUUUUAUGAUCCCCCCCCCCCAAAAAAAAAGAUUAUGUAAUAUUUUGUAUUUCAACACAAAAAUCUAAAAAUGUUGCCUUUUUUUAUUUUUAUUUUUUUAUUUCUUGUUUAUCAUGAAAUUACCAAAACCAAUAUGGCCUCCUUGGUACUGGUAACCGGCCAAUGCCUACAAGCUGCGGGUGAAUGGAGGACAAAAGGAUGACCUCUUGAUCUCAAUCUGUGUGUGGGAACAUUGGGAUCAGGAAUCCCAGUCAGUGGGAACAUUUUUCUUUAAUGGUUAUAAACACUGCAGUCAGUCCAAGAUUCAUCAAGGUCAUGGCGCUGAUUUUCACCGUGCAGCUGUCGAAACUGAUUCGAUCAGCGUAACUCAAUUUUAAACACUCAUUCUCCACAGCCAGGCUUCCUUCAUCCCCUUACUUUGUCUGCAACCUUCAAGUGUCCUACGUUUAGUGUUUUCUUUCUCUUUCUUUCCUUUUUUUCAUAUUUUUUUUUAUUACGAUUCAGCUUCUGCUGUUUUGUGGGAAGGUUUCUUCGCCAUCUCUAAUCGCACGCUUCCCUCCAAACAAUCACCAUUUCCACAUGAGUGCACUUUGAAUAAGGAGACUCUGAGUCUUGUAUUGUGUCUUCCUCAAGUAUUUACUCCCACCGGUCAACCCUCUCUUUACUUUACCCAGGUAAACAAAACAAGUGCAGCCACAUCCAUCCUUACACAUUCUAGUUGCUGGUUCUUUUAGCUACCUAUGUUUUAUUUUUCUAUGUGUCUCAUUAAAGUGUAAUUUUUUUUUCCCUCCUGUUUUUUUUUUUUUUUUUUUUUCAGUAAGACUGUUGAAUGUCAUGCUCAGGAUCGUGAGUGCUAUACGCCGCCUUACUUUCCCAGGCCUUAUAACAAUGUUUUGCCAACAAUGUGUUUAUUUUUGUCUCCCUUCAUGUCUUCAGGUCCAGAGGAAUAGUUAAUUUGAUCCCAGUCUUUUUUGCCUUUUUUAUCAUACCGUUUUCUAAAGGCUGUCAGAUGUGUCUGUAAAAUAUAUGGCAUUUUACUGUAUAUAGCGGCAUUGCUCCCUCUUCUCCCGGUAAAUCACGGUAUGAUAAACUUUAGUGAAAGUACAGUAUAAAAAUGUAAUGGCAUAAUGUUUUAACCCGUUUAUUUAUAACAUAAGCGAGAAUUGGUUCCAGUUAGCAAGAGAAAGGUGUACCCCUUUCCUUUGUGGCCAGCUGACCGGCAGUGCAUAGAUUGUUCUCCUUUAUUUUCCACAUAACAACUAAAUGUGUUUUUAGUGACUGGAAAUAUUUCCAAGCUGCCAAAUAUGCGUUGCAGCCUUAUUUCAGCCAGCUGACUGGCAGUGUUCAGUACUCCCAGUCACACCAGCACUUUUCUUUUUAAAAAAAAACGAAAAAAACAACUUUAACCCAUAGGAACUGGAUGCCAGAAAACGUUAACGGAAUUGAACCGUAACUUUUUAAAAACUUUUGUAAAGCUACCUUGUUACCGUGAACCUGACCCAUGCCUACUCUUUGCUUUUUUUAUCUCUGCCCUUCAGCAGAGUUUGAAGACUGUCUUGUUGAUAUUCAAUAGGUGUUAAUAUUUUCUACUCUUAUCUGGAGACCUUCUGGUUUGUCCUCCACAUUGGUGUGUUUCUGCUUGCCGUCGCCGGCUGCAGACUGUUUAGAAGAACCCGUGUGCCAUUAUGGCAUCUUUCUGUUAAAUCAAGCAUUUCAGUGUGCAUUGAUGGAUAAUCCAGACACGACAGUCUCUCCCAGAAAAGGUUUUUUUUUUUUUUUUUCUUAAAAUGUGCUGCUAAUCUAUUCGUAUUUAAAAUAGUUUCAACCAGGUACAGAGUGACUCUAUUUGCUUUUUUUUUUUUUUUUUUUUUUUUUUAACUUGCUAAAAUAAUUAUCUGCUAAAGCCCCCCAUUUUCCUGGUUAUGCUGCUCUUAUGUCCGUUUGAGUGACGGGCGGUGCGGCUGGAUCACGGCGUGGUAUCGGAGUGUUGCGGAUCCACAGGUCGUGCCGCUGUUUGCAGAGUGAACAUGUUUAAAGUGCCCGUUUAUGAAUGUUUGUUUACCCUUGGAGCUGCUAAAGCACUUUUCUCUGUAUGUCUUGUGUGUGUGUGUGUGUAAGGAGGCUGAUAAGACAUCAUAGUCUUAUCUCUUGAUAACACACACCUACACACCCCCGAAAGCCCCUUUUACAGGUGUGUGUUACUGCCUUCAAAUAUUACUUUUUGCCCCCUUAUCUCCAUCCAAAGCCCAGUCUCCGGCCUAAACAGGGUCCGACACUUACACACUUUUACUCUCCACUACGCUUUAUUUUGUUUUGUUUCGUACGUUUUAAGAGCCUGAUUUUUGUAUAUGUUGUCAUUAUUAUGUUUUAGUAAUUUUUAAAAAUCUAAUUAUUAUUUUUGCUGUGCUUUUUUUUUUAAAACGUUUAUUUUGUUGUUCAUUUCCCGCCUUCUUGCUUCCCCUAUCUGAACAAUCAUCCACGCCUCUCAAGCAAUACUGCUGACGGGCACCAGAAACUAGCUGCUAGAGAGAGAGAGAGAGAGAGAGAAAGAGAGAGAGAAAUGGAAGAGCGAGCAAACAGUAGUAUAUGAGAAAGAGAGAGAGAGGUGGACUGGAGGCUGGUUCUUCGUCUGCUGUUCCUUCAGUAUCGUUAUUGUCCUGUUACAGAGAAAAGAUUAUUUUGAGAAUAUACGCAAAGAAAAAACAUCUAAGUUUUGUAAAUGAUCCUUCGCUGUUGAGGGAAGAAAACUAUCAGAAUAUACUUUGUCUAAUCUUGUAAAAAUGCAAAUGAAUACAUUUUAGAGAAAUCCGAAGCUACAUAUAUUCUGUCACCCUAUACUAAAUGUGUAAGGAACCGUUUUUGUUUUCCCUGUUUGUUUUUUUACAGACAGCAACCACGUUUAUCAGUGUUUCUUUGAAAUUGUUUUAGUAAGUAAAUAUUUUAUAGUUAAUCAAUAAACAGAUGGAACUGUA